AUGACUGGUCGGGUGCCCGCUGAUGAUGUUCUGAACAACGCUGUGGGCGACAAGUACUUCAGUCUGAAGAGUACCUACUUUGGCCUGCCUGAGGAGCGGCUCUCUUCGGGGCUCCAGGGCAGGAUGGAGGGCGUUUUUGCGCCCGCGCUAUCGUCGAUGGCGCUCGCGCAGAAUAGCGUGCUAGCCAACCAGCCCGACCAAGUCGCGCGGUGUCUAGAGAGCGUGGCGGCACGUAUCGUAAAGUGCGCCCACGUCUUCGACGCCAUGACUCCACGCGAUACUGCGAACUUUGACCCUGUCGUCUGGAUAAAGACCUAUCCCGCUAUGGGUCGCGCGGUGACGUCCGGAGAGUUGGGAAACAGUGGCGUCGAUGCACCGCUAUUCCAUGCGCUGGACGUCUUUAUCGGUCGCCAACAGGUCAAGGGUGAUUUGAGAGGGAUGCAGAGCGACCGACGGGCCACGCUACCGACCAAUAUUCGCGCCUUCUUGGAUGCCCUUGGGGAUGACGCCGGAAGCGUCAGAGAUUACGUCGCCGCUGCCCGUGCCCAGCUAGAACAUGUUCCCUCCGAAGAGCAGGCGCAGUACAAACAUCUCUCCGCGGCCUGGGAUGGGCUUUUGCAAUUGUACGUCUGGUUUCUCGAACGGCACCGCGUCAAGGCCGUUGGCAUCACGGGCGUAACCCUGAAUACGGGGCGACAUUCGACCAGCAGCGGCGUCAAGAGCGGCGACCAAGACAAAGCCAUGAAAGAUGGAAAACCAAAGAUGCGCCCCGAGGCCAUGCUUAGCAUGCAGAUGAAGAAGGGCAUGGUUUCACGACUGGGCGGUCGCCCCCUAUGGCAGGAUGCGCAUGUGCAGUCGCACAGCGUCUAUCGCGGAAGCGUGGUGGUGGCCGUGAAGUUGGAUGCAACUUUGCCGCUCGAGCCAGGUGAUCGAGUCCAAAUCUGGCCGCCGAGAAAGAGAAAGACGCUGAACAGAGCAUCCUCACACCAUCGACGGUUGCGAGGCUCACCUUGCCCAGAAGAUUAUGAUACCUCGUCAGGCGAGAGCGAUGAUGAUGGCGAGCCGAGGUUCUACUCCAUCGCCCGUGUCAUCCCAAACGUUUCCAGUACAGCGAUGGAUUCUGUAGGAGGAGCAGGAGGCAUGACCAUCAUUCUGACAGUCGCUCAACACUCGCCCGAGGGGCUGGUAUCCUCGUUCCUCAGCAGCGCUGCGCCAGGCACACAUCUGCGCCUUCGGCCUUGGCCUUCUCCCCGAUUCCGCCAGCCCCGCGACCUAGCCGUGCCGCUGGUUCUUGUUGGCCAGGGUGUGGGUAUCGGCCCCUUGGUUGGCUUUCUGCACGACCGCGCCACAAAGAAACAGCGCCUCGAUGAUACCCAAAACGAAAGCGCCGGGGAGGGAGAGCUGCUCCUUGUGGUGGCUGCCAAAACACUUCGCCACGUCCCCUGUUCACUCGACAGCCUGGAGGAACUUACCAGUAGGCUGCCACUGACCAUAGUCUUGGCUCUCAGCCAGGAGACUCAUCUGAAGAUCCGUGGCGGAAUCUGGACAAAGCUCCCCCAAGGGGGCCGACGUGUGACGCGUCAUUUGACAGACUAUCGAGACUUUAUCCAGCGUCUUGUGAAGGAGAAAAAAGGUCAUGUCUUUGUCUGCGGUAGCUCUGACUUUGGGGUUACGGUGAUGAAUACUCUUGGACUGGGUCAGUUGCCACAGCAGCAGCAGCAGCAUCAAGAAGGCCCCCAACCACAACAAGCAAAUGACGGACCCGACGAUGGCAGCCCUGUUCACAUACCCUCACCUCCCCCGCAUUGGAAUCAGUUGCACCAAGACCUCUUCACCAUGGUCAAAAAACCAAACCGCUCAACACCCUCCUGCUCACCCACCGCAUGCCGUUCGGCCUCGUCAAGUGGUCCUAAAGGUCCCAUUAUCAGCCUCUCAAAACUUGCAGCCCAUAACUCUGUCAAAUCAUGCUGGAUCGCCAUCGGCGGAACAGUAUACGACAUGACACCUUUCCUGGCAUUUCAUCCUGGCGGCCCGAAAACGCUUCUUGAGUCAGCAGGCACCAUUGCAGACGAACGGUUUGCUGAAACACACGGCGGCCCGCAUGCCCAGGAAAUCAGGGGCUAUCUCGAGAGGCACGCAAUCGGGCGUCUGUCUACAGCUACCACGGAACUUGGCAGGCAAACGACUACGGCAAAACUCGUCAAAGCCCUGGUGAGAAUGCAAAACGCGCUCACCAACAACACUGCUUUUGACGCAGGCCGUGGAUCAGUACCCACAUACGCGUACGAGGAUUCCUUGCUCGUAUUCGCCGACGGCCUGGACGGCUUGAUAUGCAGUUUAUCGGACUUCGGCACUGAUAAGAGUGCCUCGGAGUUGAGAGAAACCAUUUCAAACACCCAGGCGUCACUCAGAAACGCUUUCAAGGCCCUGAAAGACGGGUCCAAGCGUUUUUUAAUGGCUGCUGGCACGAAGGGCGCCUCUGCCUCAUCCUCAACCCUGCUGGACGAGAGCGAGGCGUUGAUCCAAAGGCUGCACAGAAAGCCCAUCGAAAAGUUACAUGCGGCUGUGAAUGCUUGCAAGAAGGGUAUCAGUGAGGCUGAGGUUGGGAUGAAUGACGACAGCAGUGCCAAGUUAUAA
Colletotrichum siamense is the source of this 2637-nucleotide messenger RNA. RefSeq names its product Cytochrome b5-like reductase apf12 (gene apf12). Gene Ontology annotation, cellular component: cytosol. The transcript is spliced from 3 exons. Lineage: Eukaryota; Fungi; Ascomycota; Sordariomycetes; Glomerellales; Glomerellaceae. Gene Ontology annotation, molecular function: oxidoreductase activity; FMN binding; heme binding. The coding region runs from base 1 to 2637 and encodes 878 amino acids. The record is from RefSeq and is a predicted model, not a curated record.